UUGUGUGAAUGCCAUGGCAAUCCCUAUUGCCAUACUGGACUGUGAUUUGCUGCUUCACGGUCGAGGUCAUAAGACAUUGGAUCGUUUCGACCUGGAUUCCGUCUCAGACAACUUUCUCCUGACAACGUUUGGCUUUCCGAGAGAAUUCAUUCUGUACCUGGUGGAAUUACUUCGAGAAGUUCUCUGUAGACGCACCCAGCGGUCUAGGGCCAUUAGCCCUGAGGUCCAGGUUCUAGCUGCACUGGGUUUCUACACCUCAGGAUCGUUCCAGACCUCUAUGGGAGAUGCGAUUGGGAUCAGCCAAGCAUCUAUGUCACGCUGUGUGACCAACGUGACUAAAGCCUUAGUGGAGAAGGCUCCAGAGUUCAUCACAUUCACCAGAGACCCUGCCAACAGAGAACAGUCUAUCCAGGAGUUUCAGAGGGUGGCGGGGGUCCCAGGUGUCCUGGGGGUACUAGACUGUGUUCAGGUGGCCAUUAAGGCCCCGAACAGUGAAGAUGCAUCCUAUGUCAACAAGAAGGGCUUCCAUUCAGUUGGCUGUCAGCUGGUGUGUGAUGCCCGGGGCCUGCUCCUCAGUGCAGAGACCCACUGGCCCGGCUGUCUGAAAGACACAGAGAUUCUUCAAAGGUCCACAGUCUAUGAAGCUCUGCAGGACACCGAGGACGGUUGGGUACUAGGUGACUGCCGCUAUCCCUUGAAAAAGUGGCUGAUGACACCGGUCCCCUACCCAGAAUCCCCUGCAGAGUUUCGAUAUAACCUCGCUCAUACUGCCACGCACGAGAUAGUGGACCGGACGUUCAGAGCAAUCCAGACUCGAUUCAGAUGUCUAGACAGCUCCAAAGGAUACCUACAGUACUCUCCAGAGAAGAGCUCCUCCAUCUUGCUGGCUUGCUGCGUCCUCCACAACGCUUCGCUCCAGUCUGGACUGGACGCGUGGACCCUGGAGAGGACAGACCCUCCAGAGCAGCCCGAGACCCUAGAACAGCGUCCCGAAGACAGGGACGUAGAGGCGGAGAACAGACGCAAAGAACUCAUACUGAAACACUUCAGUUAGAGGCCCAGUGGAUUCUGGAUUUUGACUGCUUCUCAUGUUUAUUUGUAUCGUUAUGGUAAAGCUGUAAUACGAAUAUAAUAAUAUUACAUUUGUCUUAGGCCUUCUGUCUUCGCUAAAUUGGCCCUAAUUAUGCCAUCAGUGAAAGUCUUGUGGUUUAUGAAUUUUUGCAUUUCUCAAGUAUUAAUUUUACGACUGUGGAAGCCUGGGUCGGAUUAUCCGCACCAGCCAACUGGCCAUGCUGGGGGUGGCACCAAAUGAUUAAGACAACGACUAGACUUUAAAAUAUAUGUCCCGUUUUCUAUAUUAGGGAAUACGGCAGUGUGUAAUGGGUGUGCGUAGCGAGUGUGUGGAUGAGCGAGUGUGAGAGAGCGAGCGGCAGGAACGUGACAGUGAAUGUGAGUGGACUAGUAGAAAAGGUUGGCAGUAAGUUGUCGGUCUGGCAGUAAAUGUACAGUACAGGCUACAGUGCGUCAGUUAAUAAAUGCUGCAGCUUCUCAAGA
This is a messenger RNA of Lampris incognitus (smalleye Pacific opah), 1554 nucleotides long. It is a transcript of the gene harbi1, whose product is annotated as harbinger transposase derived 1. The record is from RefSeq and is a predicted model, not a curated record. The transcript has 7 exons. NCBI's taxonomy places the organism in Eukaryota, Metazoa, Chordata, Actinopteri, Lampriformes, Lampridae. Bases 14 to 1054 code for a protein of 346 amino acids.